Molecule: messenger RNA, 4202 nt
Organism: Scomber scombrus (Atlantic mackerel)
Lineage: Eukaryota; Metazoa; Chordata; Actinopteri; Scombriformes; Scombridae
Gene: lbr
Product: lamin B receptor
Exons: 14
Coding region: 148-1998 (616 amino acids)
Biological process (GO): sterol biosynthetic process
Cellular component (GO): nuclear inner membrane
Molecular function (GO): oxidoreductase activity, acting on the CH-CH group of donors, NAD or NADP as acceptor
Source: RefSeq, a predicted model, not a curated record
CCCAGAGAGGGAGGGAGAACAGCGCUACGUCAAACGUUAGCAAAGUCUGUUUUUAAAAUAAUAUUAAGCUUAAUGUAUUAAUUUCUCGCUUUAUUACGGAAUACUUUAUUAGUGUUACUCAGUGGGAUUAUUCGCGCUAUAUUAAGGAUGCCUACUGUGAAGUACCAGAACGGGGACAGGGUGAUGGGCCGCUGGCCCGGCAGCAGCCUGUACUAUGAUGUCAAGGUGCUGAGCUUUGAUACCAAAAGUCAGCUCUACACGGUCAUCUACAAGGAUGGUACUGAACUGGAGCUCAAGGAGCAGGACAUCAGGAGCGCUGUUGGUUUCCAGACCCGAUCACGCUCCCGUUCUCGUUCUCGAUCACCGGGCCGUCGUCGCAGCCGGUCACGCUCCCCAGCAAGGACCACACGGCGCUCCUCCCGCACAGUGGCAGCUGCAGCUAUAGAGACUGCACCGUCCUCCCGCCGGGAUACAAAGCUGAAGGAUCCAGUUGAAGUCAGGCUCACUCCCCUGCCACAGACAAAGGCAGCUGAGAACAAUACCAACAAUCAGCAUGAAAAGGCAGAGGAGAAUAACACUGCUAACAAAGUAAAUGAGACAUUGGAGGCUAAGAAUGAAGGAGAGCCUGAGAAGAACCAGGGCCGCUACAAUCUGCGCCGCAGGAGGGACGAUGUAGAUGCCAAAGCAGAUGCGGCCAAACCUGAGCAGCCGGAGGAGGAGGCGGUCAAGCUGACUGCAGCUCCAGCUGCUGCUAUCUCCACCCCUCUCGACUUUGGAGGGAAGAUAGGAGCAUACUUCUGGCUUCUCUUCCUGCCUGCCUGGGUUCUCUUUGUGAUACUCCAAGUCAACCUGGAGGACCCCAGCCUGACCAACUUCCCCCCUCCUGUGCCCCCUUUUGAGUCGUUCUGGGAUGCUCAGGCUCUUGGCCUUGUCAUCCUGUGGAUCUUAUUCCAGGCCCUGCUUUACAUCCUGCCUGUUGGAAAGCUGAGUGAAGGCAUGCCACUGAGGUCUGGGGAGAGGUUGAAGUACAGAACCAAUGGUUUCUUUGCCAUCGCAGUGAGUGCUGUAGUAGUUGCAGCAGCAGUCCAUCAGGGUAUCGAUCUCACCUACAUCCACAGCAACUUCCUGCAACUUGCCACGGCAACCCUCCUCAUCUCCGUCCUGCUCAGCGUCUACCUGUAUGUCCGCUCUCGAUACGCCACCCAAGACCAACUGGCACUGGGGGGAAACUCCGGUAAUUUGAUGUAUGAUUUUUUCAAAGGAAGCGAGCUCAACCCCCGCAUCAAAAACUUUGAUUUGAAGUUCUUCUGUGAGAUGCGCCCUGGACUGAUUGGCUGGUGUUUUAUCAACUUUGCGAUGGCGCUGGCAGAGAUGAAGCAGCAGGGUCUGGAUGCACCAUCCUACGCAAUGAUCCUGGUGAACCUCUUCCAGCUGCUCUACGUGGUGGACGGCCUGUGGAAUGAGGAGGCCAUUCUGACCACCAUGGACUUGAUGCACGAUGGUUUUGGCUUCAUGCUGGCAUUUGGUGAUCUGGUGUGGGUUCCUUUUACUUACACCCUUCAGGCCUAUUACCUGGUCAGCCACCCAAACCCAUUGGGCCCACUAGCGCUUGCAGUCAUCAUUGCACUCAAACUCAUUGGCUUCUACAUCUUCAGGAAAUCCAACUCUGAGAAAAAUAAUUUCAGGAGAAACCCAUCAGACCCCAAACUGUCCCAUCUGAAGACCAUCCCCACAGCCACAGGGAAGAGUCUGCUGGUGUCAGGCUGGUGGGGCGUGGUCCGCCACCCUAACUACCUGGGAGACCUCAUCAUGGCUCUGGCCUGGUCACUACCUUGUGGCUUCAGCCACCUCCUGCCGUGGUACUACAUGAUCUACUUCAUCAUCCUGCUCGUGCACCGAGACUCUCGCGACAUGAGUGAGUGCAGGAGAAAGUACGGCUCGGCGUGGGACGAGUACUGCCGAACUGUUCGUUACCGGAUCAUUCCACGCGUCUACUGAGGGACCCAACACUGGACACUCCCGAGUUGAGGCCUUUUUUCAACCCAAUAUUAUGACUGAGGGCCCACAAACAAACCCAAAUAUGAAUGGAUUGAAUUAUUUUACUUUUUAGAAUUAUUUUACUAUGUUUAAACCACGAAUUUAAAAAAAGAAAAAUAUUAAUUGUGGACUGAAGAAGCUGCAUAAUAUUUCAUGAAUAUUUUUUAAUGAAGAAAAACGGGACUUUCAUUGGUGUCAAGAACUGUUUGAAGAAUUGCCUUUUUAAUACAAAAUACAAUACAAAAAAAAGAUAUACUUCAAAAGUUUACAAAAUGGAGAAAAAAACUGAAAAACGCCUCUGCUAGGAAUGUCUUGUUAGGAUGUAUAUUUUUGUAUAUAAACAUUUGUUUUUAUACUUCCAGAAAAAACUCACCACUUGCAUAAUCUUUUUGUUAAGUUUUAUUCUUUGCUCCCAAUUCAAAAUGUUACAAUAUCAGCUUGGCUUUUAUGAGUAAUUUUGUAAGUACGCCUUCCUAUUAUAAUUAUACUGCUUGUGUAUAUUGUGAAGGAUGGGAUUUAAAUGACCUGUACAGUGGAACUAGGACUCAUGUUCUUUCUCAGGACCUAGGACUUUGUCAGAAAGUUGAAUUAGAAAAGUUUUGUUUUGAUAAUUACAGUAUUUUGUGUAUAAUUCUAUAUAGAUAUCUAGUUUUUAACUUGAGAGUGUAAAAUUAUUUUUGAGGUUUCAAGAAAAAAAUGCACUAAUGUGGUAAGGCUUUUUUUUUCUUAUAUUAUCAAUUCCAAAGUGUAUUUGAUUAGGCUUUUGCUACCUCAGGUUCACUCACUGUCCAUCUCUUCCUCCUUUGUGCCCUCUGGGAGGCAGUGUGUGUAAUUAUGAGUGUGCUGUCACUGCAGAAGAAAGCUAAAUGAGUUGUUUCUCAUCACAAUAAUGUUAGUAUCCGUUAUGAACAAGUGGCACCCAUCCACAUCACAGACGUCAUGCUUUUAGAAUGGAAUUCCCAACUACUUGUGUUUUUGCCCUUAAUUGUUUGCUGCAUUUCUGUGGUGCUGAUGAGACUCUGUAUUUUUGUCCUGCUAGUUUCCAGAGCACAUUUUGCUAUUAUGAACUUAUUUUCCCACCACUGCCACAUGGAUUUGGUUGCUAUCUACGUAAGCUUUAACUAGCCAGGUCAUAUGACAAUGACUAUUUUUGAUGAAGUUUAUACUGUGACAACAUGCAGAGCUGUUAACUGUGUUAGCAUUUACGACCUGUGCAUUUGCAAACCCAAAUCAGUAUUUUUAUGCCCAUGCAGCUAUAGAUGAGUACAUACGUAGCAAUACAUUAACUAGACUAGGUAGCAUUUUUUUAUGCUGUGCUGACUGAAUACCAUGUAAAUAUCAGCAUUUGUUUUUCUUUCUAAUGUGCAGUGUCUUGGAUUCAGUGGCAUCUAGUGGUGGGGUUGGAGAUUGCAACCAAAUGAAAAUAAUUUAUAUAUAUUUGCAUAUUCACAGAUUGUGGAAUAUUUAAUGAGAGAGUGUGUGUAUGACAUUUAAAGGAUUUUAAAGUGGAAGAGAACACUCUUCCCCAUGUAGAUAUAAAGGGCUCAUUUUAAGGUAAUGAAAACUAUUCUUAUUUUCAGGUGAUUACACAACAAUGAAAACAUACUUGUGAAUAUAAUUCAAUUUCUACCAAGUCUGCUUCUGCUAGAUACCACUGAAUUCUACACACUAGACAUUUAAAUCACUUUAUUUUGGGUAAAAGAAGUGGGAGUAGUAAUUCUAGUAAGGUUUUCAGUAGAUGUUUAAUGUUGCUUUUUCUUUGACUAUUUUUAAAAAGUUGACUACCUAAUUUUGACCACUGUAGUUAUGUUUACACAUAGAUCUGCCAUGUUUCUGGACAGUGCUUCAAAGUGUAUCAAAACAAUUGUAAAAUGUUCUGUUACUCUUUUCCUGAUUUCCUGAAAAGUUUCAUACUUGAGAUGCCACCAGGACACAUUAUGAUUCCCCCUGACCUCCACCCCACUUCUUUAAUAUGGUGGUAAACUUCUCUCCUUAGGUUGGCAGUCUGUUAGUGGAAAGCAAUACGUUGUACUUUGAUAUAUGACAACAAUGAAUGAGAAGUUAACAGGUCCAGCAGUCUGUCAGUGAGGAUGCAUCAGAUGUGUGACAGUGGCUGGAAGGAGCUUAUCUGUACAAAUGUCGCAGCAUAAAAUAAAGAUUUACAG